Messenger RNA from Ostrea edulis (European flat oyster), 3797 nucleotides. Its product is annotated as DCN1-like protein 5. NCBI's taxonomy places the organism in Eukaryota, Metazoa, Mollusca, Bivalvia, Ostreida, Ostreidae. Gene Ontology annotation, biological process: protein neddylation; positive regulation of ubiquitin-protein transferase activity. The record is from RefSeq and is a predicted model, not a curated record. Gene Ontology annotation, molecular function: cullin family protein binding; ubiquitin-like protein binding; ubiquitin conjugating enzyme binding. The transcript has 11 exons. Gene Ontology annotation, cellular component: ubiquitin ligase complex. Bases 180 to 947 code for a protein of 255 amino acids.
CUCAGAACGCAUGCUCGUCAGCAUUUUCCGGUAGGUUUCCUCCAAAAGUUACAGAAGGGACAAUCCUGAAUAUUUACCGUAGAGUGUAAUGAGUGCCCAGUAGCUUUCAGUCUGGAGGAGGAGAGCACUGGUCCUUACUUAGAUAGGAGGUUCACAUCUCUGAUCUUGGAAGUCACUUUAUGCGUGAUGAGUCUCUUGGAGAGAGAAAUUCUCUGGCUAAUUCUGGACUUUGGAGUAAUUGCACAAAUUACUUCAGUAUGCCAAUAAGAAGAAAACGAAGCUCACCUACCACUGAGGAUCCAAGGAAUAAAAAGGCAAAGGUGUCUACAUGGUCCAGACGUAAUGAACUCGAAAACGAUUUUAGUACAAAGAGAUGCAUAGCAUGGUUCCAUGAGUAUACAGAUUCAGAUGAAGAUGUAUUGGGACCAGAAGGAAUGGAAAAAUUUUGUGAGGACAUUGGAGUUGAACCAGAAAAUAUUGUAAUGCUAUGUUUGGCAUGGAAACUGGAUGCAAAAUCUAUGGGUUUCUUCACAAAAGCAGAAUGGUUAAAAGGAAUGACAGAACUACAGUGUGACUGUAUAUCAAAGUUACAAGGUCGUUUGGAUUACUUGCGGUCAAUUCUUGAUGAUCCUGUACAUUUCAAAAAUAUCUACAGAUAUGCAUUCGAUUUCGCAAGGAACAAAGACCAAAGAAGUAUGGAUGUAGAGACAGGCAAGGCAAUGUUGGGUCUACUGUUGGGGAAACACUGGCCAUUGUUUGGCUCAUUUCAUCAGUUCAUAGAACAGUCCAAAUAUAAAGUGAUAAAUAAAGACCAGUGGUGUAACAUUUUGGAAUUCAGUAGAUCUAUUCUGCCAGACCUAUCCAAUUAUGAUGAAGACGGAGCAUGGCCAGUUUUAUUGGAUGAAUUUGUGGAAUGGUAUAGAGAAAAUAAAUCCAUGUCCAGCUGAUCAUUCCAAACCACAGUCUUUCAUAGAUCUAUGCUGUUUCAGAAGGAACUUUUUCUGCUAAUCAAUACAAUCACUAUUCAAUGAAGAGUGAUGAGUUAACAAAUAUUGGGCAUUGGAUUAUAAAAGAAAGUGAACAUUGGGAAUGUGUCGUAACAUAUGUACUGAAAGACAUCUUAAUUUAAGUGCUAAAGAAUGUAAGGUUUUAUUGAACCUUUAGAAGUGCUGUAUUGUUAAACAUAAGGUUUUAUGGAACCUUUGAAUGUGCUCUAUUGUUGAAUGUAUAAUAAUGAGAAUUUUUAUUGUUACAAAUGUGAAGUAUAGUAUAGAACAUGCAUAAAAGACAUACAUAUAUAUUGUUAUAUCGUAAAUGAAUCGCCACAGCAAGUGUAACAUGAUAUCUCUAUAUUUUCACUACUGCAGAUGGAAUGGUAGUAUGUGUAUGAUAUAUUAUGAUCAUUAACUAAUGAAAGAAUGCAAUGUGCAAGAAUUAAUUUGAAUUGAUUUGUAUAUUUACAUGCUGUGGACACACAAUUUCAAUGAGAUAUGCUAUGUAUUUUUUAACACAAUGUGGUAACUAGUCUGUCAUAUCACAGAUUUGUGUUCAUGGGUGUGCACAAGCAAUUUGAACUCUAAAUUGAUAAAUACACUGUCAUUUGUAUAUACAUGUAUGUGUAAAUACACUGUCAUUUUGUAUAUACAUGUAUGUGUAAAUACACUGUCAUUUUGUAUAUAUGUGUAUGUGUACAUGUAUUGCACUUACCUCAGCAUUUUAGUUUGCAGGUGUUUAGUGUGUGCAACAAUUAUCACAAUUACUUAUUCUUUAGAAUUUGAAAGAAUUACCUUCAUAAAGCCUAGAAAACUGUUUGUGCUUUGUUUGAAAGGGCCAGUAAAUCUGUGUGUACCAUAUUUGUAUUUCCUGUUCAAGAAAGGUUAGUUUAGUGGUAAAAUGGUCUUCCUCAAAUGAACACAUCUUGCCAUCUGUAAUUCUGUUUAAUGUAUGUUGAACUAAGUUUAAGAUUCUGAAUGAAUAGUGCUCAUGUUUUUUGGGGGGUGUUGGGGUUUUUUUGUUGUUUUUUUGAGUAAUUUACCCCAUAAUAUAAGUUUCAAUGUAAUCUGAAAAAGGCACAUGGAGUAUAUUAAUGUCUGCAUUCUUGUUGGUUAUAUACAAUUGCAAGUAUGUAUUUCUGUAGACUUAAUUUUGAAAUACAUUUGAAAAUUAUUUGUAAUGUACCACAGUCAAAUAAAUAGGCAUUUACAUAUUGACAGUACAAAAACAUUGAACAUUUUUAAAGCUGUGAAUAUGUCUAUCCAAAUUCUAAUUUAACAUUUAUAGUUAUGUCCAAAUUGCAAAGUAUGUCCUUUCUUAUCUCUUGUUUAAUGCAGAAAAUUCAGUGACAUUCUUUAAAGCAGGUAUCUCCCAUUCCACAUUUUUGUCAGUUUUUUCUGUAACAGCGAUCACAAUACUAAUGACUUGUUUGAAGAUCCCACAUUUGUAUACGUCAUGUUUGAUUGGAACACAUGUCGUGCUUAUUGUUGAAUUUUGCAUCACAAAAUUGUCUGAGAUUCGGUAUUAGGUUUUUCUGUAGCUUUUGAGAUUCGGAAAUAGGCUUUCAUAUUGUAAAUUUUACUGUGUGAUUUACCCCCAAAUUUUAUAUCUUUAAAAAAAAAAAGAAAUGUAAAUAUCAAAAUCUCUUAAGCCUCAUGUAUUGUGUUUAUAAAAGUAAGAUUUAUAUCAGUUUAGGACUACAUCGUUAUAUAUGAAUUUUACCUUCUUCAUUUCGUACAUGUAUAAUCCUCUUUAUACGGUGGUUCAAUAUAAAUUGAUGAGCUCAGUAAAAGUUUUGUGUGAGCAGUAACUUUGGUUAAAUAGCUAAGGAUUGUUUAUUUAUUUUAGAUCAUUUAGAAAGAUUUGGAUGUAUUUAUAAGGCAUUUGAAUAUACUGUCUAUCUAGUGCCCCUAAAUCAAAUGCUUUGUUUUGGUAUUAGUCCUGGCACUUUAAGCUUUUUGUGGUCCUAGUUUUUCAGCUCAGCACAUGAAAAUGGCAUUUACAGUUGUACCAUACAAAUAAAUAAAAUGAGAUGUUUAAUUCAUUAUUUACCAGUAGUCUAUUUUGUGGUUUGUGAUCUUGAUUGUAGUGUUAUGUUUCGAUAUAGUAGUAAUUUUCAUCUUUACACUUAAGUAUAUGCUUGUGACUCUCCCAAAUGCUCUGUAAACUAUGCAAAAAUGAGGAUAUACAUAUACUUAGUUCAUUGUACUCUAGUUCAUUGUACUCUGUCAUAGUUAAUAUUUCAUGAAUCAAAUAAAAUGUAGUUUUUUCAUGAAAGCAGUUGAAUAUAGAUAUUUAAACAAAAUAACUAUUAAAUUUUUUUUUUGUUAAUCAGUUUUCUUCAUGUUUGUUUUAACUGCAUAUGUAUAUUAUUUAUAAGUAUUAUAUGCAUGCUGAAAGUUUAGACUUUCAGCUGAUUUUAAUCAUUAAAACUUGACUGUAAUCAAAGUUGUUGUAAAUUGAGUAACCGGGAAUCAGAAUACAUGAAUUUCUUUUGUUAUACUUGUGACUGUGAAUAUUUGUUGUGUAAUAUUAUAUAUUAAAUUAACUUUUUCUUUACAAUUAAUGUGUAUUAAAUAUCAUAAUUAAAUGAUUUUUGUAUAUCUGAUUUUUCUUGUAUAUGUAUUUUGUGUAUACUGUAUAUGUGUCUAUUACAAACCCCAGGUAUACUUUCUUUUAGUUCCUGAAUGUUGUCAACAGAGAACAUUGUUAUGUACAUGUAUCAGCACGCAGUUUGCCAUUAGUAAACAUUUCUUGUUGAUACUUUUGUUUACACAUGUAAUAAAAGAGUUUGAAUCAGACAA